Molecule: messenger RNA, 1972 nt
Organism: Salvia miltiorrhiza (redroot sage)
Lineage: Eukaryota; Viridiplantae; Streptophyta; Magnoliopsida; Lamiales; Lamiaceae
Product: protein TIC 55, chloroplastic-like
Exons: 3
Coding region: 143-1762 (539 amino acids)
Biological process (GO): protein targeting to chloroplast
Cellular component (GO): chloroplast
Molecular function (GO): chlorophyllide a oxygenase activity; 2 iron, 2 sulfur cluster binding
Source: RefSeq, a predicted model, not a curated record
AUACAAAACUUUUAGAACUGAGCAUAAUUGGAAAAUGUCCGAAUAGAGUUAGUUAUUGUGCGGCCAGAACUCAUUUUCUUCAAAGCUUAUUUCCGUUUUCAACCAACCAAACCAAAACCUCCAAUUUUGGAAGCUGAAAACAAUGGCUCUCUUACGAUUACAAUCAAUUUCCACCCUCACAUUUCCAUCACUACCACUAAAACCCUCAAAAUCAAGAAUCGCAUUCUGUAGCCGACGACCCUUAAACCCCUGCCAGCAUCAUCAACUGCAGAAACACCAGCAGAAAUUGAGUGCAGUUGCCGGAGAAAUCUCAGCGGCGGAGGGCGAUCAGAGCGUGAUUGAAGACUCUCUGAGGCAGAACGAAGUAGUGAGGUAUGAGUGGAGUGAAGAAUGGUACCCGCUGUACCUGACCAAUAACGUCCCCGACGACGCGCCGCUUGGGCUCACGGUGUUCGACAAGCAGGUUGUCCUGUUUAGAGACGGCGGCGGCGAGAUCAGGUGCUACGAAGACCGCUGCCCCCACCGACUGGCAAAACUCUCCGAAGGUCAGCUAAUUGAUGGUAGAUUGGAGUGUUUGUACCAUGGUUGGCAAUUCGAAGGCAAUGGUAAAUGUGUGAAAGUACCCCAGCUCUCAGAAGGCGCAAAGAUCCCAGCAUCGGCCUGUGUGAGGACAUACGAGAUCAAGGAUUCACAAGGCGUGAUAUGGAUUUGGAUGUCGCGUAAGACGCCUCCUAAUCUUGCCAAAAUCCCUUGGUUUGAGAAUUUCGAGAGGCCAGGGUUUCGCGAUUUAUCAACCAUCCACGAGCUCCCCUACGAUCACUCCAUCCUCUUAGAGAACCUCAUGGAUCCUGCACAUGUUCCCAUCUCACACAACAGAUCAGAUUCUACUUCAAAGAGGGAGGAAGCAGGGCCGUUGUAUUUUGAGGUGACAGAGAGAACGGGCCGAGGCUUUGCAGGCCGGUGGGGCAGAGAAAGAGACGUAUCACUGCCAAACCACAUACCGAACUUUCUGAGAUUUGAGGCGCCUUGUGUUCUUCAGAGCAACCGGGAGAUCAUAGACGAGGACGGCCAGAAGCUCUACUUCUCGGGGCUGUUCCUCUGCAGGCCGUCCGGGCAAGGGAAGUCUAUGCUCAUAGUUCGAUUUGGGAACACGAGGAAGCCAUCAUUUCUGUUCAAACUGUUGCCACAAUGGUACUUGCAUCAGACGGCAAGCAAGAUUCUUGAGGAAGACAUGGGGUUCCUCUCCUCUCAGAAUGAGAUCCUCGUGAGAGGGAAAGCUCCGACGAGAGAGCUAUACAUCAAUCUGAAGACGUCGGACACGUGGGUUGCAGAGUAUCGUAGGUGGAUGGACAAAGUGGGGCAUGGGAUGCCUUACCAUUUUGGCCACAGCACAGUUUCUCUACCGGAGAACCCUGCACUGGUCGAGCAGGCUCCGGCCGGAUUUGCUGCCAGUCUCUCGGCUUCUCAGCCGGCUAAGGGCGGCGUUGGAACAAUGCACGCCCCGAACCCCGCCAACAGAUACUUCCGGCAUGUGGUCCACUGCAAGGGGUGCAGGGGCGUCGUGAGGUCUUCUCGUGCGUGGAAGAAAGCUCUCUCCGUUGCUGCUGCUGUUUCUACGGCCUUGGCGAUUCUCGCAUCUGGGAGGCUGUGGAAGGUGCUGUUCUUGCUCUCGACUGCAGUUUUCUUGGCUGGGAUUCAAAUGUGCUCGACUAUGAUUGCGAUGAACACAACCAACUUCAUAAGAAGGCAUAGAAGGUUGUGAGAUGUGAAGCGAGGCGAAUCCAAGAAUUGUCGAUAGGGGCUCAACUUGUUGUAAUAUGGAGCCUGAAGGUACUUGCGCCGGAAUUUGGGACGGUAGCCCCCGAGCCACAAUAAUUUGAACAAUUCAUUUUGUGUCCAAGUGAAAUCUCAAUGGACUUAGAACUAGAAUUAAGACUUAGUUACUUGUUAUAGUAAAUGAUUGUUCUCUUUC